AUGAGCCCUGCACCGGACGUGUUAGCCAAUGAGUGCGGAGCUAGCCCACGAGCGCCUGCUUCAUCGCGGGAUGAGGCCAAAAAGCUCACGGUCCCAGUAAGCAUGUCGGCGGUGGCGGUGGCGAGAAAGGUGUCAACCAAUGAGAAUGCGGCUGCCUGCUUCGGGCGGCAUAUCAGCAAUCGGCCGACCGCAUCCCCUUUCAAUAAAUUCUUCGGGACAGACGUGCAGGUUGCGAGGCCUCCCCUAACGCGUGCCGCUGAACUUCAUACCUGCAUCCACUUUUUCCUUCGAAUAAUGCACUUGACGGAAUGCGAGGAUUGUCAUGUGUGCAAACAGUCGGUUCGCCAGUGGACCUCACACCUGGUCGCUCAACACACACUGCCCUCGGAAUGGCCAAGCGAACGGGCCUCGCGACUCCCUGCUGACAGUGUACAGACCCCCUACACCUACGUUACCGAAUCGAGAAAGAAGCGGAAACCGGGCACCAUUCCGCGACCUCUGAAUAGCUUUAUGGUGAGUUCUGCCAUAACCUCUUGA
This is a messenger RNA of Dibothriocephalus latus, 537 nucleotides long. Lineage: Eukaryota; Metazoa; Platyhelminthes; Cestoda; Diphyllobothriidea; Diphyllobothriidae. The record is from the annotation of a GenBank genome assembly.